Molecule: messenger RNA, 4636 nt
Organism: Hypoxylon trugodes
Lineage: Eukaryota; Fungi; Ascomycota; Sordariomycetes; Xylariales; Hypoxylaceae
Exons: 1
Coding region: 594-4460 (1288 amino acids)
Molecular function (GO): protein binding
Source: RefSeq, a predicted model, not a curated record
CUACCUUACUUGUAGUUCGAAUUACAUAUAUUAUUGUUAUCUCAAGAGAUUACUGUUACAGACCGGUUCGACUGGCUUACCUGACAAUUCAUUUUCCCCUACUUUACGAUUCCGAACGCAAAUGAGAUUAGAGAUGCCCGGAUUUGAUUUGCCAAAUAAUUUGCGAAAUCAUAUUUCGGCCCAAAUAUUUUCAUCGCGAGAGGUUGAAGAUUAUGAUUCGAUAUUUACAGUCGCAUUCUGACAUCUUAAGAGCCUCGUGACAACCCCUCAAGAAAUUGUAAUGCGGAGCUGAGCUGGCGCGGCUUGGGUUACUUGACGAGAGAACACCAAUAUCCUCUAUGAACAAUGCUAUCAUGAACUGUAGCAAUGAUAUCAGUUUGCUGAUCUCACUGCCCGACGGCAAGAUCAGGCAUAGAAGAUGAACAUAAUAUGGGUGAUAGACCUAUUUCAUCAGGUUGAGGUAAUUUAGUAUAUAAUCAUCUUAUUACUUUCUCAAAUUAAUUGUUUAACUCCCCUAGUCAUUACCCCUAUUUCGCCCUUCCUAAUCCUAACAGUUGUUAUCGUAGCUCUUAGCGGGUCUUUUACAGAGCACAAUGGGGAUCGCCUGUAAUGAUACAAUACUAUCGCAGCCUGCCCUCGGGCGGGACGUGCAGCUCGGUAUGCUGUACGACGUACGCACCUCGCAAUUCUUCGGCGGUAUCUCACUUUGGGAUAACGACGUCGUCAACGCGAACGAAAAAGUCGGCGAGGAAAAAGUUCAAAAUGCAGAAUUUAGCUUCUCUUACUCUCUUGAAGAAGCGCGCAGAAAUAGUUCUCUUGAUAUCGAGGCGUCGCUGGGUCUUGAUCUUAAGCUCCUGCAUGCUACGGGCUCGGCUAAGUAUCUGAAUGAUAAGAAGUCGAGUGCGCAUGAGGCGCGCGUUGAUGUGUCGUGCACUGUUGUGCGCCGCACGAGGCGGAUUCCGCAGGAGGUUCUGGCGUCUAUGAAGUAUGGGAAAUAUCUUGAUGAUCCUCGUUACACGCACUUUGUUGCCGAGGUGGUUGAGGGCGGAAGCGGUACCCUCAGUUUCGUCCAGUCUUGUUCAUCAGAUGAAGAGGCUAGAAAAAUCACCGGCGAACUGAAAGUGAGCAUUGAGAAGAUACCGGUCCAAGGCAGCGCCAAGUUGGAGUUUUCGAAGAAAGAUGAAUCCAUAUUUGAUAACGUCAGGAUAUCGUACAGCGGCGCAAUGGCUGAGAAUGUUACCAACCUUGAGGAUGCCCGUCGUGUUGCUGGGGAAAUGCCGACGAAGUUGGCGAAGCAGCUGAACACAUUCCAUUAUACUCUUCUGCCACUUACGGUGCUCGAUAGCAAGGCAAGCCGCCUAAUCCGGAUUCUUGACACUGGUUUGGUUGCCAAGACGGCUGCUGCACUUAAGGCUGGCACCAUUUCAGGCCUCAACUUGAAGGAUUUGGCGGAUCAAGAAGUUUUUCAAUAUCAAUUCCCCGCGAUAAAACGUCAGAUCUCCAACCUCCAGAUGGCGUUUUCCGGAGCUGAGACCGAAUUUACGAAGGAAGCGCGCCGCCUCCUACCCGAGCUGCGGGACGGCACGAUGGAUGAGAAAGCUAAGAUCGCUGAACUCCAAUCGGCUGUCGCACUAUUCGAGCAGCGCACUGAAUUUGUUAAUCAAUUCAUCAAAAGAAAACAUACCGAGGCUAGUGUUCUUCGCACAACAGUAGCCACGCUGCUAGCUGAUGACUUCGAGAGUCAUCUUGGUGGACUUAGGUCGCAAUCACUAAUUGAUGGUGGUGCGCCAAAAUUGCUGCUAUCGUUUGGAGGCCCCUCAAUCUGGCGUGUUAAACACCCGCUCCAAGAGAAGAUCGAGGCUGGACCUGGACCUUCUGGAUAUGAUUAUGAUACUUCUGGGGGUGAUGAUGAUGGUGAAAAUGAUGACGACGAUGACGAGGAAGAAGACGAAGAGUGGUUUGAAGACCAACAGACUGUCGCUAGUGUACAAAAUUCUUGCGCGGCCCUACGCCAGCAGCGCUUACUAUCGGCUCCGGGCGUCGAUGUUGCUUUCGGAGUAGCGAGUAUUGACAAAGCAUAUCGCCCAGGGAAAUCGAAGAAAACUAAGACUAGCAUUGGGGAUAUCGUGCUGCAGAACCAGGGGAAACUGGUUAUUGUUACCGGAAUGUUACCUAAGCCACCCACGGCCCCGAAGUUGAAGGCUGAUGGUCAGACGAUUACUGUGACUUGGUUUGAAGAGCGCGAGAAGCUCGAGCAGCUAGUUAUACCGACGACAGGUUACAUCAUUAAAUACUGUCGUCGACUUAACCCCCAAAAGGAUGGUGCAUUCCCUAAGGCAACCGAGAAUGAACCCGUCACUGAAAUUAAUUGCGCUGCUGCCGAUACGGAGAUUGUAUUGACCUCACUGUCGGACGAUUGCGAUUACGAAGUAGCGAUGUGCGUUCAAACAACUGUCGGAUUAUCAGAAUGGAGCAGUCCUGUUAUAACACGCACAGCCAAGCUGCCAUCGGUUGUUUCUCAAAUGAUCGAUUUCUUUCACGAGCGAAGAGAACAGCUCACGAGAGGGCGCACUCAAAGAAACUUGAAGCCGGGUGACCUACCAAAAUACAAACCGUGGGAAUUACACGCUCCGAAUAACGGCGGGAAGAAGACGCUAUUCCUUGGCCUUAGUGAAGUAAGCCGCUGUCUUAGCACGAAUCAACGUUUCUUGAAUGAAAUUGCUGUUCGUAUCGUUGAUGUUGCUGCCGAAUUCAAUCCCAGACUUAGGCCGGCGCCUAUUGAAGACGAGAAAAAUACUAUAGUAGUUGUAUUUGCGGGUACCAGCGGCCAUGGGAAGAGUACCCAGAUCAAUGCCUUCAUUUCGUACCUUCUUGGUGGCGAAGUCGAUGAUCCCGCACGUAUUCUGGUCAUUGAUGAUCGUGGUGCUAAACAAUCCGAGUCGGUAACGCAACUUGUUACUUGCUUCCGCAUCCGACCACUUUCCCCUCUAUUCCGGGGCAAGACGCUACUAAUCGUCGACACGCCUGGUUAUGGAGAUUCUCGUGGCGUCGAACGCGACGCUUUCGUCACAGCAGCUAUGUCCGAGUUUUUCAAGAUGGUCAAUCACGUUAACGCAAUUAUCUUCACCUGUCGCGCCAACGAGGUGCGCACCACGCUCCUCAGCCCCGUAUCAACAUACGUCUUCUCACUAUUCGCGAAAGACGUCCGCAGCUGUUUGCGCACCAUUUACACAUUCAGCGACGCCGGAUCCCCACUCGCCCAAGGCGCUCUAAAGAAACUCAGAUGGCCAGUCGAGAACGGCGAGAUAUCCGUAAACAACAGUGCAUUUACCGUCGAAUUAAGCGGCAGCGAACACGACGUCGUGAUUCGCGAAGGUUGGCUUCAGUCCGUUAGGGGCCAAUUCCAAUUGAUGCGGAUGCUUCUGAACAUGCCGUUUAUACCGACGAAGAAUAGCGCUUCCGUGACACAGAAUCGGAUCCGGCUGGAACAGAAAUGCGAACUUGCUGAGAAGAAGAUUUUGAAGACGGCGAAUGAUGCGCAGAAUCUUAUUGCGAGUUUAGGAGCUCUUGCUAAUGCUGUUGGCGCUGCGCCGGGUGAGAAGAUUGAAGUUAUUGAGGAUAGGGCGGUGCAGAAGCCUGUGGAGGAUGGCAAUGCGACGACGUUGUGCCUCAACUGUAACUUUACGUGCCAUGAGAUCUGCGCGUAUGGUGAUGACGAUGACAAGAGUCGUUGCGCGGCUAUGAAUAAUGGCAGGUGUACUAUGUGCAAAGGCCAUUGUCUGUGGGGUCAGCAUAAGAACGCGCGAUAUAUCAUUACCACCGAGAAGCAUUCGGAGUGGAUGGUGCCUCUGGAUUUGAUAAAGCGCUGGAAUAACAAUAACAACUCGCUUGAGGGUGCCCUGCUCGAUGCCAUGGAUAGAUAUCUCCAGCUACAAGAGAGCCUGCGAAAUGAUAUUCUCGAGUUGGCUCGGUUGAGCGAGGAACUUACGAGCUCGGCUUUACUACACGAUCCGACCGGUCUUAUCGGAUAUAUGGAAACGCUGAUCCAAACUGCGCGCGCACAGGGCGCUCCAUCAGCACAGCUCAUUCAAUUGGCCACGGCCAAGAACACGUUGAUCUUGGUGCGCGAAGUAAAGGGCAAGGGUGAGGGCGCGACGCGGGACUCUAGGAUCCUCCUUGACGUGAUCGGUGCUGUGCGGCGGGAGAUGGAACGACGGAUGAAGCUUUCGCCCAAGGAGCGCGCGAGAGAAGAAGAGAAAUCAUGCAAUAUGUAUAAUAUUCUCCGUGAAGCAUUACCCCUUGAGAUUAGGGAUAAGGCACCGACGCCUCUUAGGAAGGGAAACUCGUCUUCGCGAGGCGCACUGUACCCGGAGAACUUGCAGGCAGUUGUUAAGUUGGUAGAGGUUGUGUUGAAGGAUGGUGGUGUUGUGGCUGCGCUAGCUGCUUCGGCCGAGAAGUAAGAUGGAAAAUGGAUUAACUGUCACCCGAGUAUUUCCAAAGCUACCAAGGUUGUUAUAUCGUGGCGAGUUUGAUACCUCUAUAGUUACAAGACAAAUGAACAUCAAAGAACUAUAAACUUCGUAGGAAAUGUUAAGACUAGAAUGUGGCGACUUGUAGAGCUACGAUUCCGUGAUGA